AGACGUCACCAAAGCGCGCCGGAAGUGCGUAUCGGCCAUGCGCGGCUGCUGCCUAGAGGAGGAAAUUGGCUUCGGAGCGGCCUGGCUUCUGGGGCAAGGCCGCGGUGGCAGCGGCCUCUGCUUCUAUAAACUGAGGGCGGCGCGAUGGGAGACGAGAUGGAUGCCAUGAUCCCGGAGCGAGAGAUGAAGGAUUUUCAGUUUAGAGCACUGAAGAAAGUGAGACUCUUCGACUCCCCUGAGGAGCUGCCCAAGGAACGCUCGAACCUGCUUGCCAUAUCCAACAAGUAUGGGCUGCUCUUUGCUGGUGGAGCCAGUGGGCUGCAGGUUUUCUCUACGAAAAACCUGCUUGUUCAAAACAAACUUGGAGAUGAUCCCAAUAAAAUAGUGGACAAGGUCGAGAGCUUGCUCGUCCCUAUGAAAUUCCCAGUGCAUCACCUGGCCCUGAGCUGCGACAACCUCACGCUGUCUGUGUGCAUGAUGUCCGGGGAAUAUGGCUCCAUCAUCGCUUUCUUUGAUGUCCGGACGUUCUCAAAUGAGGCUAAACAGCAGAAACGCCCAUUUGCCUAUCACAAGCUUUCGAGAGAUGCGGGCGGCAUGGUGAUCGAUAUGAAGUGGAACCCCGCCGUCCCCUCCAUGGUGGCAGUUUGUCUGGCUGAUGGCAGUAUUGCUGUCCUGCAAGUCACAGACGUGGUGAAAGUGUGUGCCACUCUUCCUCCCACGGUGGCAGUAACGUCCGUGUGCUGGAGCCCCAAGGGGAAGCAGCUGGCGGUGGGAAAGCAGAAUGGAACUGUGGUCCAGUACCUUCCUACUUUACAGGAAAAAAAAGUGAUUCCUUGCCCUCCAUUUUAUGAGGCGGAUCACCCCGUGAGAGUGCUGGAUGUGCUGUGGAUUGGGACCUAUAUCUUCACCAUCGUCUAUGCUGCUGCAGAUGGCACUUUGGAGACGUCUCCAGAGGUGGUGAUGGCACUGCUUCCGAAAAAGGAAGAGAAGCACCCGGAAAUCUUUGUGAACUUCAUGGAGCCCUGCUACGGCAGCUGUGCAGAGAGGCAGCACCAUUACUACCUCAGCUACGUGGAGGAGUGGGAUCUGGUGCUGGCAGCAUCUGCAGCUUCCACAGAAGUCAGUAUCCUCGCUCGGCAAAGUGACCAGAUUAAUUGGGAAUCUUGGCUCCUGGAGGACUCCAGUCGAGCUGAGCUGCCGGUGACAGACAAAAGCGAUGACUCCCUCCCUAUGGGAGUGGCCAUCGACUAUACCAACCAGGUGGAGGUCGCCAUCAACGAAGAGAAGACUCUUCCUCCUGCCCCAGUUCUCCUGUUACUUUCAACAGAUGGUGUGCUUUGUCCAUUUUACAUGAUCAAUCAGAACCCCGGGGCUAGGCCUGUCAUCAGGACCCCGGAGUGGUUGUCACCAGAAGGCGAGCGACAGCCCAAGUCUUCAGGAAGCACUCCCACCACCCCGGUCUCCUCUCAGUCCCUGCCCAAACCGGAUGGCUCAGGGGCAGCAGCCCCUGCCUCCCUUCCCCCAGUGGCCCCUGCUGCUCCCGGUGCCACCUUUGCUCUGCCCUCUGCUGGGGUGACCUCGGCUGUGUUCGCCUUUGGCUCCUCGUCUGUGAAGCCCUCUGCGCCUGUCCCCGGGGAGCCCCCUCCAUAUCCCAGCGGCUCUGAUGGCCCCAAAGCAGUCCUGGGUGCCACCGCCCCCACCUUCUCCUUGGCGGCUCCCUCCAAGGGCUCCCUGGCCGCCACGCCUGCAGCUUCGCCUGUCACCCCAUCUGCUGCUUCCUUCUUCGGCUCCUCGGGUUUCAAGCCUGCCCUGGAGAGCACCCCGAUGGCCAGUGCAUCUGCGCCGCACUCAGGAGUGAAGCCCAUCUUCCCACCCUCAGCUGCAGUGGUCAAGGUGAACCUGAGUGAAAAGUUCACUGCUGUGGCCACCUCUGCUCCUGUUCUCAGCUCUCCGAGUGCACCAUCCAUGCUGCCCUUCUCGUGUGCAUCCAAGCCAGCUUCUCCUGGACUGCUCAGCCACCCCACACCUCUCUCAGUGCCGUCCAGCUCCACGUCUCUGAAGCCCAUGGUGGCUCUUGCACCCUCAGUGCGAUCCGCUCAGAGCAGCCCGGGUCCCACGCCCUCUAUGGUGCAGAAGUCGCCCAGGGUCACCCCGCCAGUGACGAAGGCCGGCUCUCUGCAGCCAAAGUCACUUCAGCCUCCUGUCUCAGAAAAACAGGGACAUCAGUGGAAAGACUCAGACCCUGUGAUGGCUGGGAUUGGAGAAGAGAUUGCACACUUCCAGAAGGAGCUGGAGGAGCUGAAAGCCCGGACUUCCAAAGCCUGCUUCCAGGUGGGCACCCCGGAGGAGAUGCAGAUGCUGCGGACAGAGUCGGCCGACCUGCACACCUUCCUUCUGGAGAUUAAAGAGACCACAGAGUCUCUUCACGGAGACAUAAGCACCCUGAAGACGACCCUGCUUGAGGGCUUUGCCGGUGUGGAAGAAGCCAGAGAGCAGGACGGGAGAAACCAUGACUCUGGGUAUCUCCAUCUGCUCUACAAGAGGCCGCUGGACCCCAGGAGUGAAGCUCAGCUGCAGGAAAUUCGGCGCCUCCAUCAGUACGUGAAGUUUGCUGUCCAGGAUGUGAAUGACGUCUUGGACUUGGAGUGGGAUCGGCAUCUGGAGCAAAAGAAAAAACAAAAGCGCCUGCUUGUGCCAGAGCGAGAGACGCUGUUCAACACCCUGGCCAACAACCGGGAGAUCAUCAACCAGCAAAGGAAACGGCUGAACCACCUGGUGGACAGUCUGCAGCAGCUGCGCCUCUACAACCAGACGUUCCAGUGGAGCCUGCCCUUGGCUGCGCCAGCCCAGAGCAGCACUCACAGCUUUGACAGCGACCUGGAAAGCCUGAGCAACGCUUUGUUAAAAACCACCAUCGACUCUCACACCAAGCCCUUGCCCAGGGUGCCAGGUAAACUGUCGCCGGUGAAACAGACACAGCUGAGAAACUUCCUGGCCAAGAGGAAGACGCCGCCAGUGAGAUCCACUGCUCCAGCCAGCCUGUCCCGGUCGGCCUUCCUGUCGCAGAGAUACUACGAGGACUUGGAUGAAGCCAGCUCUACGUCGUCCAUCUCCCAGUCUCUGGAGGGGGAAGAGGUGCGGGUGUCCUGCAGAGAUGACGAGGUGGUCCAGGUGCCCCGGCAUGCACCUGUGGUCCGCACACCCUCUGUUCAGCCAGGCCUCCUGCCCCAAGCGAUGCCUUUUGCCAAAUCUCACCUGAUCCAUGGCUCUUCGCCUUCCCCCGUGGGAGUAUCACUGUCUACAUCUGCUAGCAAAGUUGUUCCUCAGGGGGCCGACAGCACAAUGCUGGCGACAAAAACCGUGAAACACGGUGCUCCUGGGCCCUCCCACCCUAUCGCCGCCCCACAGGCGGCCGCAGCUGCAGCCCUGAGACGGCAGAUGGCCAGUCAGUCACCAGCUGUCAGCACUUUGACCGAAUCGACUCUGAAAAACGUGCCUCAGGUGGUCAACGUGCAGGAGUUGAAGAAUAAUCCCACAGCUCCCUCUGCAGCCAUCGGGUCUCCGGUGCCGUACUCCACCACCAAAGUGCCCCACCCCACGCUUGCCCCAGUGGCCACCAGCCAAGCCAAGCAGGGAUCUCUGAUGAAUUCCCUGAAGCCGUCUGGGCCCAUGCCAGCAUCCAGUCAGUUGUCACCUGCUGAUAAAGUCCCAGGGCCAGGGACGGCCAAGGUGGAAGCAGCUGUGACCCCGACUCCAUCUGCCGUGGGGCAGGGCAGCAAGCCCUUCUCGUUCGCACCGUCAGGGACUGGAUUUAGUUUUGGGAUAAUCACACCAACACCAUCUUCUAACUUCACUGGCACACAAGGGGCAGCAUCUCCCACCAAGGACUCAAGCCAGCUCGACACAUUCCCCUUCGGUGGGGCCAGCAAACCCUUUUACGAGACGGUCCCCGAAAGCACCACUCCCUCAGGACUCACACCAGUCCCCAGCGCUGCGAGAAAUGCUGCUACCUCUCUAGGGGAGCACCCCCCCUCCAGCAGCAGGCCUGGGGUACCUUCUGGAGCCCUACUGCCCACUAGCAAGCCAGAAGCCCCACCAUCCAAGCUGGGAGAACUUUUGUUCCCCAGCUCCUUGGCUGGAGAGACACUGGGAAGCUUCUCAGGGCUUCGUGUGGGCCAAAUGGAGGACUCUGCAAAGCCCGCCAGUAAGUCUCCCUCCCCGAGCCUGGCUGGGGCACAGCCAGCCAAGACUCUGAGCACGGCCUCCGGGUUUAACUUCAGCAGCUCUCCCAUGCUCGGGAAGCCUGCAGAGCCCCCAGCAACUUCUGCUGUGGCCGCCAGCACCGAAGCGCCACUGGCCACCACCAGCACGGGGACAGGCAGCUCCUCAGCGGGGGUCUUUAGCAGCCUGCAAAUCGCCAGUGCAGGACCCUCUGGCACUGUCGGUUUUGGUGGGGCAUCACUAAGUGGAAGCAAGGCUGUCUUUUCCUUUGGAAGCCAGCAGACCAGUGACACUGCGCUAUCACCCACCCCCCCAGUGACGACACCAGCCGUUCCCCUCCCUGCAUCGUUCCCUACCUUGUCCUUCAGUGACCUCCUGAACUCAGUGCCCGCACCCUCCCUGCCCGUGUCCUCUGGGAAGAGCACAGAGGAGGCCAUAUCAUCAGCCCCUCCUGAGAAGCCGGGCAGCAGUGAGGGCUCCACAUCCACAGUUGCACUUCCUGUGCAGCCGCAGGCCACCCAGCCCCCCCAGGCUCCCCUGCAGACCUCUGACCCCGUGAAGAAGGAGCCCAUUCUUGUGCAGCCUGCAGCCAGCAGCCCCAGCCCUGCAGCACCUAGUGCCAGUCUCCCAGGACCUCCUUCAGAGGCCGCUCCCACAGCCCCUGGGGUCCUUGAUGUCAAGGAGGAGACAGCAUCUCCUGCUCCCAUCUUCACAGCACCCGGACAGGCUGCUGUCACAGCCGCCACAGCCCCAAGCAUGGGCUCUGCAGCCGUGGACGCUGCUCCGACCUCCAGCCCUGCUUGCAGCAGUGCUCCUGGCCCCACUGCAGAUACGGCAGUGUUUGGGACUGUCACCUCUGGCUCCUCUGUCUUUACUCAGCCACCUGCCGCCAGCGCCAGCUCAGCAUUCAGCCAGCUCACGAGCAACACAGCUACGGCCCCCUCCAGCACCCCUGUGUUUGGACAGGCGGUGCCCAGCACAGCAUCAAGUUUGUUUGGGCAGCAGACAGGCAGCACAGCCAGCACAGCCACCGUGGGACCACAGGUCAGCAGCUCAGGCUUCAGCAGCCCAGCCUUCGGUGCUUCAGGCCCGGCUGUCUUCGGCCAGACAGCAUUUGGGCAGGCCCCAGCCUUCGGCCAGGCAACCAGCACCCCCGUAAGCAGCUUCUCCUUCAGCCAGCCCGGGUUCAGCUCUGUACCUGCCUUUGGCCAGCCUUCUGCCUCUGCCCCUGUGUCCACAAGCGGCAGCGUCUUUGGGGCCUCAUCGAGCACCAGCAGCGCCAUCUCCUUCUCUUUCGGACAGUCCUCUGCCGGCACCGGGGCAGGGCUGUUUGGCCAGAACAACCCUCCUGCCUUUGGCCAGAGCCCUGGCUUCGGGCAGAGUGGCUCCAUGUUCGGGGGUGCCGCAGCCACCACCUCUACAGCCACGCCUUCAGGCUUUAGCUUUAGUCAAGCUUCAGGCUUUGGAUCUAGUAACACCGGUUCUGUGUUUGGUCAGGCAGCCAGUGCUGGCGGAACCAUCUUUGGCCAGCAGUCAUCCACCUCUGGCGGGAGCGUGUUCGGGUCUGGAAACACUGGAAGGGGCGGAGGUUUCUUCAGUGGCCUUGGAGGGAAACCCAGCCAGGAUGCAGCCAACAAAAACCCAUUCGGCUCGACCAGUGGGGGCUUUGGAUCUUCAGCUACCCCAAACACCUCUAACCUGUUUGGAAACAGUGGGGCCAAGAGCUUCGGAGGAUUUGCCAGUUCAUCCUUUGGGGAGCAGAAGCCUGCCGGCACUUUCAGCUCUGGAGGAGGAAGUGUGGCAUCCCAAGGCUUCGGGUUUUCUGCACCUAGUAAAACAGGUGGCUUCGGUGCUGCUCCAGUGUUUGGCAGCCCUCCUACUUUUGGGGGAUCCCCUGGGUUUGGAGGGGUGCCAGCAUUCGGUUCAGCCCCAGCCUUUACAAGCCCUCUGGGCUCGACGGGAGGCAAAGUGUUCGGAGAGGGCACUGCAGCUGCCAGCGCGGGAGGAUUCGGGUUCGGAAGCAGUAGCAACACCACAUCCUUCGGCACCCUGGCCAGUCAGAAUGCUCCUACUUUCGGGUCCCUGUCCCAGCAGAACUCCAGUUUUGGGACCCAGAGUGGCGGCUUCUCUGGUUUCGGACCCAGCACAGGAGCCUUCAGCUUUGGAUCCUCUAACUCUGACGCCCCAUCUCCAGGCUCCGCAGCCUCAGAAUCCAGGCCCCUUGCCAGGUGCAGGAGCUGACCCGGCUCUCGCUGCCUCAGGUCUGUCCAGGGCUUCGGCGGCUGGAGAAGCUGAGCUGGUGUCAUGGUCCCUUCAGUUCCUGCGACCAACUGUGCCUCUCGCCAGAGGACACAGGAGCAGCUGUCAGUGGACUUUGUCACCAAAAUGCACCCCCAAGAGGAAACAACGGAGACCAAAACCAGAGAUGCCUGGCCACGCAUCUUCCUGCCUCAUGGCCCGGGUUGGUUUCCCGCUCUUACACUGUUGGUCUGCUUCCGCCCUGAGCUGCUGUGGUGUGUUCAGGCCUCGGAGACGCUCCCACUCCUGUGCUGGUGUCUGGGAGGACCAUAGGGGUCACCACCUGGUCUGCAUCUGCGUCUCCUCGAGUCUGUGGUCCUGUAUGUCAGCCCCGCUCUGCCCGGGGCAAGCCCUGGAUGGCAUCACAGAGGGUUCAGCGGCAGCAGCAUGGUCGGGGUUAGUGUGGCUCCUGUUCAGUGUCCGUGGCCUGGCGGAGGUGGCGGUGUAGAGACAGCUCCAUAGCCACUGUGUGAGGGUGACCUUGGGAACCACACCUGGCUGGCCAACUGUGGCCAGGGUGGGGGACCCCGCUGUGCAGACUCCACUGGCAGGACAGUCGGUGACAUGGUUCACUCACACAGCCUCGAGAGCCUGGUUGCAGUUUGAUUAAAGUUCUGUCUUUCAGG
Messenger RNA from Heterocephalus glaber (naked mole-rat), 7145 nucleotides. It is a transcript of the gene Nup214, whose product is annotated as nucleoporin 214. Gene Ontology annotation, biological process: RNA export from nucleus; protein import into nucleus. The record is from RefSeq and is a predicted model, not a curated record. Gene Ontology annotation, molecular function: protein binding; structural constituent of nuclear pore. NCBI's taxonomy places the organism in Eukaryota, Metazoa, Chordata, Mammalia, Rodentia, Bathyergidae. Gene Ontology annotation, cellular component: nuclear pore.